UCUACUUGGGUCAUAUAAAGUAAAUACAACAACUGAAAUGGAAACCAGUAGUAAGUGCAAGACUAGCUCAGAAAAGCUAGACCGGAAAACACAGGAAAAAAAUAGAAGAACACAAAUGAAGUAUCUUUCUUCUAAGCUCUUUUCUCUCAUUCCUCCUCACCACCACCAGUCUACAAAGGAGAUGCUGACACAACAAGACCAAAUUGAUCAAGCCAUUAGUUACAUUGAGAAAUUAAAAGAACGAGUAGAGGUAUUAAAGAAAAGGAAGGAUGAGGUGGUAGCACAAGGCAGAGGUGAUCAUUCAAAGAAAUUCAUGCUUACAACUACUUGUACUACAACAAAAAUAGCUAUGGUUGAUGUUAAAGAGUUGGGUUCAACUUUAGAGGUCAUUUUAGUGAGUGGCUUGGAAAAGAAGUUCACCAUGCAAGAGGUUAUAAACAUCAUAGAGGAAGAAGGAGCUCAAGUUGUUUCCGCUAGUUAUUCAACAAUUGCCGAUAAAGUUUACUAUACGAUCCACGCUCAGGUGAAAAUUACGAGAUUAGGGGUUGAUGCAUCGGGGAUCUAUUUGAGAUUACAAAAGCUGGUUUGCUAGUUUAGUUUUAUAUCAACAAGGAAAUACUAUUAGGGGACUUUGGUUGGGAAAGAGUUAUUUUGACAUAAUUAAUUUUGGGAUUAGUUAUUCCAUCAUGUAUAUGGAACAACUUAUUCCAUCACUAUAUUGUAAAUGGUGGGAUAAAUGAUCUCGAUGCUAACUAAUACAUCCAAUCAAAUAUGGAAUAAAAUAAUCCUUCAUUUUAUCCCGAAACUACUUAUCCCUUAUACCUCACACCAAACGACUCCUUAGAAUUUGACCUAAAUUUCACCUGAUUUUCUAUCAGAAUUAAAAUUACUUUUAUUGAUGGAAAAAGGUUUCGUUGUUAAAAAGAAUCUCUUUUCCAUUAGGUUUAAUUUAUUAUUUCUUAGGAAGGAUUUUGUAGUUUUAUAAAUAGAAAAUAUCUCUUCUAAAAGUAUAACACAACAUCCACUCAUCAA
This is a messenger RNA of Capsicum annuum, 1032 nucleotides long. RefSeq names its product transcription factor bHLH162-like. NCBI's taxonomy places the organism in Eukaryota, Viridiplantae, Streptophyta, Magnoliopsida, Solanales, Solanaceae. The transcript has 3 exons. Gene Ontology annotation, molecular function: DNA-binding transcription factor activity, RNA polymerase II-specific; RNA polymerase II transcription regulatory region sequence-specific DNA binding; protein dimerization activity. Gene Ontology annotation, biological process: regulation of transcription by RNA polymerase II. Bases 38 to 592 code for a protein of 184 amino acids. Gene Ontology annotation, cellular component: RNA polymerase II transcription regulator complex. The record is from RefSeq and is a predicted model, not a curated record.